This is a messenger RNA of Lachancea meyersii CBS 8951, 1191 nucleotides long. The record is from the annotation of a GenBank genome assembly. NCBI's taxonomy places the organism in Eukaryota, Fungi, Ascomycota, Saccharomycetes, Saccharomycetales, Saccharomycetaceae.
AUGUCGAACCUGCACGAGCUGUUAACAUUAGAAUCGGGUCCGAUUAAUGAGACGUACGUUGAGAAAUUGAAAGCGCUCCUCCAGAGCGGAAUUCCAGCGACUUACACGCUCGAGCAAGCCGCUGCUCAUGAAGCUGGAAAGGACGAUGUUGAAGACGUUGCUUCCAAUACCACACCGCUACAUAUACUAGUGCGAUCUUUGCCUAAUAGUCUGAAUGCGGAGGAGGGUCAAAUAGUGCUAAAGAUGGUGGACAUUUUGUUCGAAUACGGUGCAGGAUGGAAUUUCCUGGAUUAUGAGAAUAAGAGCCCUGGGGAUUUACUGUGCGAACGUGGCUUUUCCAAUGGUAAUGUGCUUUACGAAAGGGUGGUCGAAGCCGGAGUCUCAGCCGAACUUCUUUUACGCAAGUUGAACGACGACAUUGAAUUUAUAGAGGAUGAAGAGCUGGAAUCGGAAGUUGUAGAAGGAGAGAGCACAGACCCUGUGGAAGUUCCACAAACGAACCAGCAGGAGGAAGUUGUGGGAGACACAGCUGAAACCCAAGACGUCUAUCUGAAGGCAGACUUAGAAUACACUUCUAAUGCACUUGUUACCAAAGAAAACAAAGACGGUGUCAUGAUGGACUGGGAGACUGAUAUUAUGCGCUUGGCGUGCAGCACUAUGUUCAAAAAUGCCGGCAUCGAUGCCGUGGUGCUUAAUAUUGGGUUUGGAAUGGGAAUCAUCGACACUUUUAUUCAGGAGCGUAAGCCUACAAAGCACUACAUUUGCGAAGCACACCCGGACGUUUUGAAGCACAUGCGAGAGGAAGGUUGGUACGAAAAGCCCAACGUUGUUGUUUUGGAGGGACGCUGGCAAGACACUCUUUCCGCAAUUUUGGACGAGGGUAAUGUGUUUUUCGACGCCAUAUACUACGACACUUUCAGCGAGCACUACAGUGACAUGCUAGAUCUGUACGACACGGUUGUCGGUCUGAUCAAGCCUGACGGUGUGUUUUCAUUUUUCAACGGUUUGGGCGCUGACAGACAGGUGUGUUACGAUGUUUACAAGCGCGUGGUCGAGGUGGACGUGCAGAACUACGGUAUGAACUGCGAAUAUACCACGAUAAAUUUGCCCGAGAACCCAAAUUGGGAGGAAGUUCGCAGAUCCUACUUCUCAUGCGAUCGGUAUUACCAUCCAGAGAUUCGGUUUAUGUGA